AUGGAGUUGGACAUCGACUCAAGAGAGGGCUUGACACAAUUCUCCGAGGCAUGUCUCUGGCUCGGUAAGAGUCUCACCUUCAGCGAGAAAAGCCUAAGGAGGCUGCGUAAACUGCACGACAUUGCCAAGCAACUGGACCACACACGAGGGAGCUCCUCUCUGUGGGACGAGAUCUGGGGUUUCGCCGGUGCCAACGACGACAUGCUGCAACGUUCGACGAGCGGAAUCCAAGCAGCGGUGUUGUCGCUCCAGGACCAGCUAGCCAGCCGCGUUGCCUACUUCGAGUGGGAGAUGCGAUGGGCAGCCGUAAAUCUACGACUCGUAACCGCCCGAAUGCGACGAACCGAGCCGUGCCUUGCCAACCGGGACGGCAAUACGAUGGUGUCGAUCGCCUACACCACCAUGUUCUUCCUCCCAGCCACCUUUCUCGCUGCCGUGUUCGACAUGGAAGCCGCAAUGGACCUGAUGAAGACCGACUUCGGCCUGUACAGGAAACCGGCGGUACCAGUGACGGCGCUGGUGCUCCUGUUCUGGGAUGUAACAAGGGACAGGGUGAUAUCAGCGUAG
Molecule: messenger RNA, 567 nt
Organism: Parathielavia appendiculata
Lineage: Eukaryota; Fungi; Ascomycota; Sordariomycetes; Sordariales; Chaetomiaceae
Exons: 2
Coding region: 1-567 (188 amino acids)
Source: RefSeq, a predicted model, not a curated record